GGCGAAACAAAUGCCAGCGUGCCAUGUCAUGUUGCUGCUGUAGUGGUUGAAUGUUGAACGUUCUUUAUACUUUUUGCUAAUAGACAGUUCCACAGUUUUUAUCUCGAGAAAAAUGCCACGGUGUUUGAUAAAGUCCAUGGUGCGAUAUCAGAAAACGGACAGCUCGAACGAAGAGGCUGAAUUCUCGUGGUUGCCGCCAUCCGCGGAUCUCAAGCGAAAGAAUCAUCCGAAAGACGCGACGUCGAAGACGAGCAAUAUCUGGACUUGUUCGGGACUUCCCAUUGUAACUCGGUACAGCUUCCAUAAAGUCAAUAAUGCCAUGUUUGACGAGAGCUUGAAUAUAACAGAUCGAAAUUGUGCAAACAUUCGUCAGGAUGCUUCACCAUCGAUCGACGUCGUGAACACGAUGAUCGAUUCUGGAAAAAUGUCCGCGAUAUUGCUCGACGACGCAUCUCGAGCCUCCUCCGAUGCGAAAAAAUCGGUAAAUGCAAUGCAGAUGAUGGAUCCGGGAAAAUCUAACGGGACGACAAAUCAGAAAGUCGCGAUCAACGGCUCCGAAACGCAAACGCUUUCGCAGGCUUUGUACCUGAUGCCGAAGCAAAAGCCGACCAACGUCGCCGAGAACAAGACGUCCGUUAAAGAGAACGCUCAACCCUGGAAGAGAAAUAAAACGAUGCAUUAUUGCCCUUAUUGCCGCAAGAGCUUCGAUCGGCCAUGGGUGCUGAAGGGUCAUUUGCGUCUUCAUACAGGCGAGAGGCCCUUCGAGUGUCCGGUUUGCCAUAAAUCUUUCGCAGAUCGUUCUAAUCUGCGAGCUCAUCAAAGAACACGCAAUCAUCAUCAAUGGCAGUGGCGUUGUGGUGUGUGCUUUAAAGCUUUCUCGCAAAGACGUUACUUGGAGCGUCAUUGUCCGGAAGCUUGUCGCAAAUAUCGUAUGUCUCAGAAGAAGGAAUUUCCUUGUUCCUAAAUGCGAACGAAAAUAUUAGCUAUCAAACAUUUCGAUAUAAAGUUGUCUUACUUAACAAUGCGAUGU
Nylanderia fulva is the source of this 1030-nucleotide messenger RNA. RefSeq lists its product as uncharacterized. The record is from RefSeq and is a predicted model, not a curated record. Gene Ontology annotation, biological process: regulation of transcription by RNA polymerase II. Lineage: Eukaryota; Metazoa; Arthropoda; Insecta; Hymenoptera; Formicidae. Gene Ontology annotation, molecular function: DNA-binding transcription factor activity, RNA polymerase II-specific; RNA polymerase II cis-regulatory region sequence-specific DNA binding.